Messenger RNA from Naegleria gruberi, 936 nucleotides. RefSeq lists its product as uncharacterized. The record is from RefSeq and is a predicted model, not a curated record. NCBI's taxonomy places the organism in Eukaryota, Heterolobosea, Eutetramitea, Acrasida, Naegleriidae. Gene Ontology annotation, biological process: transmembrane transport; zinc ion transport; intracellular zinc ion homeostasis. The transcript has a single exon. Gene Ontology annotation, molecular function: zinc ion transmembrane transporter activity. Gene Ontology annotation, cellular component: Golgi apparatus; membrane. The coding region runs from base 1 to 936 and encodes 311 amino acids.
AUGUUUAAUACACAUAUCUAUGCGAAUAAGGACACUAGAUAUUUAUUUUAUUUUAUUCUUGUUAAUUUAUUGUUUAUGUUUGUAGAGUUGGCUUUUGGAAUAUAUAAUAAUUCGUUGGGAUUAAUUUCCGAUUCUGCACACAUGUUUUUUGAUUGUGCUGCUUUAAUUAUUGGUUUAUAUGGAUCAAUAAUGUCAAAAUGGAAGUCAAAUCACAUAUAUUCCUAUGGAUAUGUUAGAUAUGAAUAUUUAUCUGGAUUUAUUAAUGGAAUUUUACUUGUGUUUAUUUCGAUUUAUAUUUUAAUUGAAUCAAUUCAUAGGCUAAUUGAUCCGCCUAUUGUUCAUACUCAACAAUUGUUAUUAGUUUCGAUACUAGGAUUUGGUGUAAAUAUGUAUGGUGUAAUUUAUUUCCAUGAUCAACAUCAUUCCGAUGAAGGUGAUUCAUGUUCUCAUCAUCACCAUCAACAUGAUGAAAAUAUUUAUGGUGUCUAUCUUCACAUGAUUGCUGAUGCUCUGGGAAGUAUUGGUGUUAUUGUAUCAACAUUAAUUGUACAAUAUUUUGGAUGGUAUAUUGCUGAUCCAAUUUGUUCUUUAAUUAUUUCAAUUAUGAUUCUUUAUACUAGCUUCCCUUUAAUUUCUAAUUCUAGUAGAGUUUUACUUCAAAGAACACCUAUUCAAUACGAAUAUUCUAUUAAUGAAUGCAUUAAAGAAAUACUGGAUAUUGAUGGAGUUAUUAAUGUUAGUAAUCCACACUUUUGGGUUUUGAAAUCAAACUCAAAUGUAGGAAGUUUAAAGAUAUUAAUCAAUGUACAAAGUAGUGAAAAGGAAAUAUUAAAACAAGUAACAGAGAUUUUUAGAAAGAGUAAUUGUGAUUUUAAGGAUAUAAAUAUUGAAAUUGAGAAGGAUCCGCUUCAAAUUACAACUGAUAAGAAUCAAUAA